Molecule: messenger RNA, 420 nt
Organism: Protopolystoma xenopodis
Lineage: Eukaryota; Metazoa; Platyhelminthes; Monogenea; Polystomatidea; Polystomatidae
Source: the annotation of a GenBank genome assembly
GGAAGCGUCAGUUCUAGAAACUCUCCUAGUUCUGGCAGAGCCGCCUAUUCUUCGUCACCUAAUCCAGUCACCUUCGUUGCUGUUCGGCUUCCGGCAACCGGUUUAUCUCAAGGUUCCGUUCUUGCAUUCCCUCCAAAUUCGGCGCAAACGAUCACCUUACUUGAGCCUAGCCGAGUAGAAAAUCACACCAAUACCUCUAUAUACGUCCACAACAAGGUCGUUAGUGCAAAUACCAGGUCACCAUUAUCACUUAAGCAGGAAUUGGCUCCUGUCAGUGGCUUGAAUGAAACGGUUUUAUCCUCCGUCCCGAAUGCUGCCGCCACUAAUAAGAUAUCUUCCUUUCCUUCAAAGCCGAUGAUUGGGAUGGAUCAUAAGACCGCUUUGAAUGCUGCAGGAGGAAACUCAUCUUUACACAAUUGA